GGAGGGAGAGAGAGAGAGAAAAAGAAAAAAAAAAUAAGAUGCCGAGUUCGCUCUUUGUCGACAUGGAGCGGAACGGCAGCGGUGUCGGUGGUGGUGGAGGAGGAGGAGGAGGAGGUGGUGGUGGUGGUGGCGAGACGUUGGAUGACCAAAGGGCUUUGCAGAUUGCUCUGGACCAGCUCUCUCUGCUCGGUUUGGACAAUGACGAGAACUCCAUCUACGACAACGAACCGAGGAAGAAAAGCGUCAACAUGACCGAGUGUGUCCCCGUUCCCAGCUCCGAGCAUGUAGCAGAAAUCGUGGGCAGACAAGGUUGCAAAAUUAAAGCUUUGCGGGCAAAGACCAACACUUACAUCAAGACCCCGGUGCGCGGGGAGGAGCCUGUGUUUGUUGUCACCGGGAGGAAAGAGGACGUCGCCAUGGCCAGGAGGGAGAUCAUCUCGGCGGCGGAGCACUUCUCCAUGAUCCGAGCCUCCCGCAACAAGAACACCGCGUUGAACGGCAGCGCCCCGGGUCCGCCCAACCUCCCGGGCCAGACCACCAUCCAGGUCCGGGUGCCCUACCGGGUGGUGGGGCUGGUGGUGGGUCCCAAGGGGGCCACCAUCAAGCGGAUCCAGCAGCAGACCCACACCUACAUCGUGACGCCGAGCCGGGACAAGGAGCCGGUGUUCGAGGUGACGGGGAUGCCCGAGAACGUGGACCGAGCCCGGGAGGAGAUCGAGGCGCACAUCGCCAUGCGCACGGGAGGGCUGAUCGAGCUGACGGACGAGAACGACUUCCACGCCAACGGGACCGACGUGGGGUUCGACGUGAACGCCCCCGGGAGCCUGUGGAGCAAACCCACCCCCGGGCGCAAGCCCUUCUCCAGCUACCGGAACGACAGCUCCAGUUCGCUGGGCAGCGCGUCCACCGACUCCUACUUCGGCACCAACGGCUGCAGGUUGGCCGAGUACAGUCCGCCUCACCCCUUCUGCAGCAACAACAACAACAACAACAACGGCGGCGGCAACGGCGGAGGAGGAGGAGGAGGAGGAGGCAACAGCGGCCACGCCAACGGCAAUGGAUAUGUCUACGCCGGCGAUGCCACCAUCAGCAACGCCACCGCCGCCAUCAGCAUCCCCCCACCUUCCUCCUCCUCCUCCUCCUCCUCCCCCCUGCAGGGCGAGCACGAGCGCGAUCUGGGCUUCGAGUCGCCCAGCUUCGACCCGGCCCCGGCCCCCCCCGGCUCCUCGGCCCUCAUCUGGUCCCAGUUCGACCGGCCCGGCCCGGGCGGGGUCUUUGCGGCCAGUGGCACCAGCAACGGCCACGGUGUCUCUCCUCCAUCCUCCUCCUCCUCCUCUUCUUCCUCCUCCUCCUCCUCCUCCAACUCCUCCUCCUCCUCCAUCUGCUGCCCUCAGCCCCAACAGCAGAGGCGAGCCAACAGCCUGGGCUCCGGGCCCCCCCCCAGGCUGUCCCCACCGCUCCAGGUCCUCAGCGGCAGCAGCAGCAGCAGCAACAACAACAACAACAACGGGGUGUUGUUGUCGUCGGAGCACCCCCUGGCCCGGCGGGUGCGCAGCGACCCCCUGAGCGGCACCGGCAUCGGGCUGGUGCCUUUCCCCGGCGGCGGAGCACCUCCGCCGGUCGUCGUCGUCGGAGGAGGAGGAGGAAUUGGUGGGGGACCCUCCGCGCUCCCUCCCCCGGCAGCGGCGGUCGUGCUCCCCACCGGGCACCUGGCGGCGGCGGCGGCGGGGGGUGAGCAUCCCAACUCUUCUUCCAAUUCCUCCUCUUCAUCUUCCUCCUCCUCCUCCUCCUCCUCUUCGUCCUCCUCCUCCUCCUCGUCGGGCGGCAUGAGGAGGAAGGGCAGCCGGGACUGCCUGAUGUGCCUGGAGAGCGAGGUGAUCGCCGCGCUGGUGCCCUGCGGCCACAACCUCUUCUGCAUGGAGUGCGCCAACCGCAUCUGCGAGAAGAGCGCGCCCGAGUGCCCGGUGUGCCGCACAGCUGUUACUCAGGCCAUACGUAUAUUUUCGUAAACGCAGAGGGAAGCGAAACACUACCAACACCACAACACCCCAACACAUAAACAAACACGAAAAGAAAAAGAAAAGCCAACCAACAAAAACACAAAACGAACGCACACACACACACACACACACACAGGCGCGCAAACGACUGUCCUUCCUUUGUAACACAACU
Molecule: messenger RNA, 2172 nt
Organism: Callorhinchus milii (elephant shark)
Lineage: Eukaryota; Metazoa; Chordata; Chondrichthyes; Chimaeriformes; Callorhinchidae
Gene: mex3b
Product: mex-3 RNA binding family member B
Exons: 4
Coding region: 39-2009 (656 amino acids)
Molecular function (GO): RNA binding
Source: RefSeq, a predicted model, not a curated record